Messenger RNA from Coregonus sp. 'balchen', 37193 nucleotides. The record is from the annotation of a GenBank genome assembly. Lineage: Eukaryota; Metazoa; Chordata; Actinopteri; Salmoniformes; Salmonidae.
CAGCUCUGCAGUGGACUUCAGGACAGGGACCAAGGUGGCCAUCAAGAAGCUCCACAGGCCCUUCCAGUCUGAGCUCUUUGCUAAGAGGGCCUAUCGGGAGCUGAGGCUGCUCAAACACAUGAAACAUGAAAAUGUAAGACUUGCAAGCCUGUAGUCCGAAAACAACCCUUAUCCCAUUUCAUUGCACUACUUUAGUCCUUAAGGGUUGCAGUCCUCAAGGUUUUUUCCGCCCUGAGUGACACUUAGUAAUUUCAAGCAAGUAGCCUAAGUGAUUGCCUUGGGUAAUCCUCUCCACACACAGUCUCUGAUUAAAUGGCAAGGAUGAAAACCAGAGAGGCCCUCGAAGACCAGAGUUGUGCAUCCCUGCCCUAAAAACACUAGGCUUACUAGCAAUAUACUGUAAGCUAGGCCUAUAGGGUGUUUGUCUUACUGUGUCUCCCCUCCAACUGCUAUGUAACAACCUGAUCAAAACCUAAUAUAAGUUGUUUAUUUUCCCUCAUUCUCUCCCUGGGGUUAGGUGAUUGGCCUUGUGGAUGUAUUCACUGCUGACCUCUCCUUAGACAGAUUCCAUGAUUUGUGAGUACACUUUUGUGUUUUCAUAUUUGGGCACAAUAGGUCAGGAACUUCAAGUAAAGAAAAUACGGAAGUUGGAGACACAAUAUCCACAUUCCACACCACUGGAUGUUUAGCAAAGUCAAAGUUCCAUCUUUCCUCUCCAUGUUGGUUGGUCAUUGCGAAGAUAUGUAGACAUUUAGUCUCUCUGUCUGUCUCUCUCUCUCGCUCUCUCGCAGCUAUCUGGUGAUGCCUUUCAUGGGAACCGAUCUGGGGAAGUUGAUGAAGUUACAGCAGCUCUCAGAGGACAAAGUACAGUUCCUGGUCUAUCAGAUGCUGAAGGGACUCAAGGUGUGUCUCACAGCCACACACAAUCUCAUAAAUACUUAUAUACAUACAUGUAUAUAAAUAUGUAUACACCCUGAUAUUGUAUUUUAUUGAUGGAAAUGCCUGUUGUAUUAUUUUAUUACAGUAUAUCCAUUCUGCUGGCAUAAUUCAUAGGGUAAGUGAAUCUCCUUUUUCCUGUGUGUGUUUGUGUGUAUGUGUGUGAGUGUGUGUGUGUGUGUGUGUGUGUGUGUGUGCAUGCAUGCGUGAGUGCCUUUGUCAUGCAAGUGUGUGUGCAUGUGUGUGGCCCCUCAAAAUGACCCACUUAAUGUUUGUAUCUGCAGGACCUCAAACCAGGGAAUCUGGCCGUUAACCAGGAAUGUGAGCUCAAGGUACACAGUCACACACCCAGUGCUCUGAUAACCUAAAUAAACUUUCCACUGUGUUCAGCUCCACUGUCAAUAACUCAGUCUGUGGCUUAAAGAUGCACUCCAGGAUCUUAAGCACAACAAAUUCAUAACAUAUAGUACGAAUUGGAUUCGUAACAUAUUAUACGAAUUGCACACAAAAAAACAGGGACAACUUUUGGCUCGUGAGCACCACUUUCAAAACUACUGGCUGAAAUUAUACAAAAGCUCAAGAGUGCAUCUUUAAUAGCCUUUGCACAGACCAACAGACAACAUUUCUCUCUGUUGACUUUGUUGUCAUGGUUUGCUGCAUGAGCACAGUUUGGCAGCAAUAAUGACUUCCAUUGUAUUUUGUAGUGUUAUAGCUGGUAUGAUGUAGGUACAACGGUAUAGUGCUGUCAUGAAAUGUCCCAUUGAUGUGCAAUUGAUUACUGGGACUGAGCUAUUUUGAAGGAUGUUUUACUUAUAAUGAUUGUGAUACGUGGUUGUUUUACCUACCUUAGUUGAAUGCAGAGAGCAUCUGCUUAAUGACUAAAAUGCUAAUGUAAUGUCCAGUAAUAAUAAGAGUGUGUUGUGUCUGUGUCAGAUCCUGGACUUUGGGUUGGCGCGGCAGGCAGACAGUGAGAUGACAGGCUAUGUGGUGACGCGCUGGUACAGAGCCCCAGAGGUCAUCCUCAGCUGGAUGCACUACACCCAGACUGGUCAGCAGCACACCACGCAACACUCCUCUUAACUGGUCCAGGAUCAGAUAUGUUGUUAAGCCACUGAUGGUUAAGGCUAAUACUGGAAUACAGACAACUGAUCUUGGAUCAGCUGUUUUAUAAGGAUGUAAAUUCAUCUGAGUGGUCUGCAUAGAUGACAGAGUCAACUGAAUGCAUUGAAGCCUAUGGAGAAUAGUAGAAUGUCCACAAGGUGGUGCUCUAGCCUGUAUAUUUUGCCUAGUGAUAAAUGCACUUCAACAUGGUUCUAUCAGAUUUAAACGCCAGCCAUGUUAAUGGAGGUCCUUUCUAUCAGUUAACAGUAUUCUCUCCCUUUCCUCUCUUCCUAGUGGACAUCUGGUCUGUGGGCUGCAUCAUGGCAGAGAUGCUGUCAGGGAAACCACUGUUCAAAGGCAAUGACCGUAUCCUGAUCUGACCUGCCCCUGAGCCCUCAUAUCCACUGUUGCACAAUACACAAAUGAAACUCUAUUACUGUGGUUAAUGUUGUUUAUGUUGGAAUCAUGCUUGCUUCCAUUCUUACUUUUCGGUUUGACUGACUAGAACCAGAUUAUACCCUUAACAUGGCCAGGUGGUUUUGUUUCACUUUCACUCUAGAUGCAAUGUGUUUCUCAAUGAGGAUAUGUUCAGUAUAUCAUUUGUAUGUAGUUUGACCUUUGAUCCUUGACCUGUGGAGCACAGACCUGGAUCAGCUGACUGAGAUCAUGAAGAUCACAGGGACACCCACUCAGGAGUUCAUCACCAAACUGCAGUCUCAGGACGUGAGUAAUGUACUUACAUGCCAAACACAUACUAUAGGUCUACAUGCACAUAGGCCCUGAUUAAAUAUGCUGACAUUCUGUUUCUCAGGCUAAAAACUAUGUCAAAAGCCUUCCCAAAGUGCAAAAGAAAGACCUUCAGGCGCUCUUUUCCAAAGUCAACCCACAGGGUAAGACUAUCACCAUCAUAUGUCAUGUAUAGUGAAUCUGCAGUAUCCCAUCGUCAUGACAAUGUCUACUGUUCCUAUGUCUGCUGUCUUUAUCUCUCUGUUUAGAUGUAUGCAUUCCCUCUCUUAGGUGUAUUGAGACUCUGAUGAUGCACUUUAAAUUAAAUUUGACUUGAUUUUAUUCUAUAUCUCCCUUCCCCUUCAUCUCCAGCGGUGACAGUUAUAGAGCGCAUGCUGCUGCUGGACCCAGAGAGUAGGGUGACGGCGGCAGAGGCCCUCGCCCUGCCAUACUUCUCAGAGUACAGAGAGCCAGAAGAGGAGACUGAGGCCCAGCCAUACGACCACUCUGUAGACAACUCUGACCUGCCUCUGGAGCAGUGGAAACGUAAGGAGGAGGGGAAGGCUGGGACAAAACCCAGGGUUUAUUCAUUAGGCUCCAAAUGGAAGAAAAUGUACUGAAACAGGGAGGAUUACCUGGACUUGUCCAUUAGAAGCGCUCGUUUUCUGUUGCAAAACGUUUUGCUACUGUGUGCCCUAAUGAAUACGAUCCCAGGACAGAGGUGAGGAGGUGUCAACAGGGACCAGUUUGUUUUCAUUGGUUAACAUUAUAACAUUAAACCACUAUUUAAGGCAUUUUUAAAGGAUAUCCAGACAAGUUCUUGUUUGGUAUGACAGAGUCAGGCCUCUCUGGAACAGGGACUUACAUUUGCUAUAUGUGUUGCUGAUGGUUUUUACAAUGAGCUACUGCAAUACGCAUAUUUUCAGGAUUUCAUUCUCUUCCAUGAAUUGCAAUGAUAGCCUUCUGUAUGUAAACACUGACAUGUUAUGUAUCUGUCUUCUCUUUCUCUCUUCCUCCUUCUGUUUGUUUACAGGUCACACGUUCACAGAGAUCCUGUCAUUCCAGCCCAUAGUGGUAGAGUCCAGGGAAACCGCACUGUAAGAUGAAGCAUCGCACAUGGAAAACAACCCCCCUCCCACCAUUUUUACAAGUGUGUCAUCCUCUGUUCAAUCAACAUUCUCAGUCCAUCAUGUUGUGUGUGUGUGUGUGUACUUUUUCAGACAUUUUCACACCACUGUGUUGUUGCGUCCUAUAUAAAGCCCUUGUCAAGACAUAUUUGACAAAAAGGAUGUUUCCUUGUGUAUGUAGCUGUGUAGUCUAAAUGUGUCUGUGACCACUACUGAUGUUUCCUCAACCUUAUAAUUCCCUCUUAUUGCCUUAAUGAUAGAACAAUAGCAUACAGCCAAACAACAUCUGAAAACCAUUUACUAAACGGUACGCACAAAAGCAGUAUUUCACAUUCUUUUUGUGCCAAGGAAUGCACACACAUAAAAAACAUUUGUAGCCUGUAAAAUGUUGCGCAAAAAAACAGUUUGUAUAUUUGCCAUUUACUGUAAUUUUCCUUACACUGGAUAUGUAUUUUUUAUUAACUCAUUUGUUCCAGAAAAUUCUAUGCAAAUCUUAUGCCAUUAGGCUACUAACCCUAAUAUGUAAUCCAUAUUGCUUUUUUUUUAUGUAUUGAAAAGUAAGUUUUAUUUUCGGUCACAAGGGAACAUACAGUGAGUGCUCUGCCUAUAAUAAAACAAGGCAACAAUAAACAUGUCGUCCCCCAUGAAUGAUGCAGCGCCCCCCAAAUUGGGAUAUCGCGUGUACCCACAGAUUAUCCAUUAUUGACCAGAUACUCAAGUGGCCGCUCUAACAAUGAAAAUCAAUGUCUUCAAAAAUGGAAGGCAGUUAGCCUGGGUACCAGUCCAGGUCUUGACAUUCAGGUACAUUUGCCAGUGGCACACCAGGAUCACAGCAAAGCAAGUUAUAUUCAAUUGUUGGUGAUUUCAUGUUUCAUUUGCAGUCUGGACAAGUGUCAUAUAUUAUAGCCAGCCAUAAAAUCGGAUAUUUACACUGAUUGUUUGGAAAACCAAAAUAAAACCAUCCCCCCUCUCAAUGUUGACAUAUAGCUUAUAUUAAACUGUUUAAAAUGUAAUGUUCCCCUCUAGAAAUGAGCCCAAUAACAUAUUGAUGAAAAGCAAUAUCUUUAGGUACAUAGUCCUCAGGCAGGUGUGCUAUUUUAGCAAUAAGCAUUGUCACCUGUCUGAUGCAGCAUCGUGUCUAAAUGGCUGAAGCAAUGGGGUUGCUCCUCUGCAUUGUUUACCACAGUGGGCUAAUCAUUAGCUAGAUAACGGACUCUAAAUAUGAUCUUGUUGCUUGUUUAAUGUCCUAAAAAGAACUCCCACUGGCACUAAUAAAAUCAUGGGAUUUUUACAGUGUUUAAUACAGUGUAAUUGUGUAUUUACAGUGAAUAAUAGGUCUACCAUUUAUGCAUUGGAAUGGCUGACACGCUUCCCGUGGUUACUUUUUUAAAUUGUCAUGCCAGACACUCAAGAUUGUAAAACGCUGCCAAUUGAAAAAUAAAUCAUACAGCACUGGAAAGCUGGGAUUCCGCUCUGUUCAAUAAUUGCCAUCAAAACAGUUGUAUUUGACUGAGAUUGCAUUUAGAAAUGUUGCACAGUGACUGGGAUUAUUACAGUACACAGUAUUGCGGCACAACCGGCAUUCAAGAUUGGUAAAAUAGGUACUACUAUUAUUUCACAUUUCCCACCAACACUGCAGAAUGUAACAAGGUGGUCUUGAUUUACCUUUCCUGACCUCUAGGAUCCUACAGUAUGUCCCCUCAAGUACCAGUGACGCACUCAGUACGGAAGUGGUCUGAUGAAGCAGACACGAGGCUACAUGACAGUUUUUCUAGUACAGACUGGGAUAUGUUCUGUGAUUCAUCCGAUAGCAUUGACGAGUUUACCACAUCAGUCAUGGGCUUCAUCAAUAAGUGUAUAGACGACGUCGUCCACAUAGUGACCGUACGUAGAUAUCCAAACCAAAAACCAUGGAUUACAGGCAAUUUCCACGCUGGCCUAAAGGCUAGAGCUACCGCUUACAAGGAACGGGACACGGACAUGGCACAUACAAGAAAGCCAGUUAUGACCUGCGACGAGACAUCAAACAUGCAAAAGGACAAUACGGGAGGAAGGUGGAAUCUUAUUACACCGGCUCCAACGCUCGUCGUAUGUAGCAGGGGUUGCAGAUGGAUUACAAAGGGAAACCUGUGAGAUGCCCAGUGAUGCAGAACUCCAAAAUGAGCUAAAUGCCUUUUAUGCUCGCUUUGAGGAAUAUGACACUGAGUCUUGCGUGAAAGCCUCUAUUGUUCCAGAUGACUGUAUGAUCUCGCUCUCCGUGGCCGAUGUUUGUUAAAACUUUUAAACAGGUUAAUACUCACAAGGCCGCCGGAAUACCUGGGUACGUUCUCAAAGCAUGCGCAGACCAGCUGGCAAGUGUCUUCACUGACAUUUUCAAUCUCUCCUUGUCCCAGUCUGUAAUCCCAAAGUUUCAAGCUGACCAUUAUUGUCCCUGUUCCCAUGAACUCCAAGGUAACCUUCCUAAAUGACUAUCGCCCUGUAGCACUCACAUCUGUAAUUAUGAAGUGCUUUGAAAGGCUGGUCAUGACACACAUCAACACCAUCAUCCCAGACACCCUGGACCCACUCUAAUUCGCAUACCGCCCCAACAGAUCCACAGAUUACACAAUCUCAAUUGCACUUCACACUGCCCUCUCCCAACUGGACAAGAGGGGAAAUAACUACAGUGCCCUCCACAAUUAUUGGCACCCCUGUUUAAGAUGUGGUCGAGGACUUCCAAAAAUUAUCCUUUUUUUUUAAACAACAUAGAACCCAAAUGCAAAAAAAAAGAAAAAUCCAACCUUUUAUUUAAGUACAUUACUUUGGUGUAAAAAAAAAAAUCACACAUUUAGAAAAAAAAAAACUUUAAAUCAUGUGUCCCACAAUUAUUGGCACCCCUGAUGUUAAUACUUUGUACAACCGCCUUUUGCCAACAAGACAGCACUUAAUCUCCUCCUAUAACAUUUCACAAGAUUGGAGAACACAGAGAGAGGGAUCUUUGACCAUUCUUCUUUGCACAAUCUUUCUAGAUCAUCCAGUGUCCUGGGUCCUCUCUUAUGCACUCUCCUCUUUAGCUCGCCCCACAGGUUUUCGAUUGGGUUGAGGUCUGGGGACUGAGAUGGCCAUGGGAGGACCUUGAGUUUGUGACUGCUGAACCAUUUUUGUGUAGAUUUUGCCACAUGUUUUGGAUCAUUAUCCUACUGAAAGACCCAAUGACGACCCAUCUUCAGCUUUCUGGCAGAGGCCAUCAGGUUUUUAUUUAAAAUGUCCUGGUAGUUCAAAGCGUUCAUAAUGCCAUGCACCCUAACAAGGUUCCCAGGGCCUUUGGAAGAGAAACAGGCCCACAGCAUCACAGAUCCUCCACCAUACUUCACGGUAGGCAUGAGGUGCUUUUCGGCAUACUCAUCUUUUGUUUUACGCCAGACCCACUUAGAGUGUUUGUUGCCAAAAAGCUCAAUCUUAGUCUCAUCUGACCAAAGCACACGAUCCCAGUUGAAGUCCCAGUGUCGCUUAGCAAACUCCAGACGUUUACGUUUGUGAGUGUUAGUGAGAAAAGGCUUUUUCCUUGCAUGCCUCCCAAACAGCUUGUUGGCAUGUAGAGAGCGUCUGAUGGUUGUUUUGGAGACUUUGUGACCCCAAGAUGCCACUCUUUGAUGCAAUUCUGUGACAGUGAGCUUAGGACUUUUUUUUACUUCUCUUACCAUCCUCCUCACUGUGCGUUGUGGCAAGAUAAACUUGGGACCUCUUCCAGCCUUGUUUGUCACUGUUCCAGUUGUUUUAAACUUCUUAAUGAUUCCUCUGACUGUAGAUACGGGCAAGUUAAGGCGAGUGGCUAUUUUCUUGUAGCCAUUGCCUGACUUAUGAAGGUCGACACAAAUCUGCCUUACUUGAAUGGUGUGUUCUCUUGUCUUUGCCAUGUUGACAAAUGGGUAAGAGAAUUAGGCCUCUGUGUCACGUCAUAUUUAUACCCCAGGGAAACAGGAAGUCAUGUAUUACUAAUUAAAAGUUCCUAGAUACCCUGACCAACUUUAGCAACUACAGAAAAAUAUAUUUUUAAAAAAAUCAAUUAAAAUUUUCAGCGGAAUUGUUAGGGGUGCCAAUAAUUGUGGGACACAUGAUUUCAAGUUUUUUUUUUCUAAAUGUGUGAUUUUUUUUUUUACCACCAAAGUAAUGUACUUAAAUAAAAGGUUGGAUUUUUCUAUUUUUUUGCAUUAGGCUUCUAUGUUGUUUAAAAAAAAAGGAGAAUUUUUGGAAGUCCUCGACCACAUCUUAAACAGGGGUGCCAAUAAUAGUGGAGGGCACUGUAUGUGAGAAUGCUGUUCAUAGACUACAGCUCAGCAUUUAACACCAUAGUCCCCUCCAAACUCAUCACCAAGCUGGGGACCCUGGGACUGAACACCUCUCUCUGCAACUGGAUCCUGGACUUCCAGAUGGGUCAGCCUCAAGUGGUGAGGUCAGGCAACAACACCUCCGCUUCUACCCCCAAGCCAUAAGACUGCUAAAUUGCCAUAAGACUGACUCUAUGCACACUCACAAGACUAUAUACUGUAUACACACUAUAUACACACUCACUCACACACUACACUGACACUCUCACACAAAACCCACACACAUUCACAUACACUACAUACGCAUACCGACACACAUCAUAUGCUGCUACUCUGUUCUUUAUUUUACUCUUAUUAUUAUCUAUCCUGAUGCCUGUUCACUUUACCCUGCCUUCAUGUACAUACAGUGCACUCGGAAAGCAUUCAGACCCCUUGACUUUUUCCACAUGUUGUUACAUUACAGCCUUUUUCUAAAAUUGAUUAAAUUGUUUUCCCCCCUUCAUCAAUCUACACACAAUACCCCAUAAAGACAAAGCAAAAACAGGUUUUUAGAAAUGUUGGCAAAUUUAUUCCGACCUUUUACUCAGUACUUUGUUGAAGCACUUUUGGCAGCGAUUACAGCCUCGAGUCUUCUUGGGUUUGACGAUACAAGCUUGGCACACCUGUAUUUGGGGAGUUUCUCACAUUAUUCUCUGCAGAUCCUCUCAAGCUCUGUCAGGUUGGAUGGGAUGCGUCACUGCACAGCUAUUUUCAGAUCUCUCCAGAGAUGUUUGAUCGUGUUCAAGUCCAGGCUCUGGCUUGGCCACUCAAGGACAUUCAGAGACUUGUCCAGAAGCCACUCCUGCGUUGUCUUGGCUGUGUGCUUAGGGUUGUUGUCCAGUUGGAAGGUGAACCUUCUCUCCAGUCUGAGGUCCUGAGCGCUCUGGAGCAGGUUUUCAUCAAGGAUCUCUCUGUACUGUGCUCUGUUCAUCUUCCCCUCGAUCCUGGCUAGUCUCCCAGUCCCUGCCGCUGAAAAACAUCCCCACAGCAUGAUGCUGCCACCACCAUGCUUCACCGUAGGGAUGGUGCCAGGUUUCCUUCAGAUGUGACUUUUGACAAUCAGGCCAAAUAGUUUUCAUCAGACUGGAAAAUCUUUAGGUGCCUUUUGGCAAACUCCAAGCGGGCUGUAAUGUGCCUUUUUCUGAGGAGUAGCUUCCAUCUGGCCACUCUACCAUAAAGGCCUGAUUGGUGGAGUGCUGCAGAGAUGGAUGUCCUUCUGGAAGGUUCUCCCAUCUCCACAGAGGAACUCUGGAGCUCUAUCAGAGUGACCAUCGGGUUCUUGGUCAACUUCCUGACCAAGGCCCUUCUCUCCCGAUUGCUCAGUUUGGCUGGGCGGCCAGCUCUAGGAAGAGUCUUGGUGGUUCCAAACUUCUUCCAUUUAAGAAUGAUAGAGGCCACUGUGUUCUUGGGGACCUUCAAUGCUGCAGGCAUUUUUUAGUACCCUUCCCCAGAUCUGUGCCUCGACACAAUCCUGUCUCGGAGCUCUACGGACAAUUCCUCCGACCUCAUGGCUUGGUUUUUGCUCUGACAUGCACUGUCAACUGUGGGACCUUAUACAGUGGCUUGCGAAAGUAUUCACCCCCCUUGGCAUUUCUCAUAUUUUGUUGCCUUACAACCUGGAAUUAAAAUGGAUUUUUGGUGGGUUUGUAUCAUUUGAUUUACACAACAUGCCUACCACUUCGAAGAUGCAAAAUAUUUUUUAUUGUGAAACAAACAAGAAAUAAGACAAAAAAACAGAAAACUUGAGCGUGCAUAACUAUUCACCCCCCAAAGUCAAUGCUUUGUAGAGCCACCUUUUGCAGCAAUUACAGCUGCAAGUCUCUUGGGGUAUGUCUCCGCCCCAUCACCGUCCACCCCUCCUCUCCUCUACCGCCCCAUCACCGUCCACCCCUCCUCUCCUCUACCGCCCCACCACUGACCACCCCUCCUCUCCUCUACCGCCCCACCACCGACCACCCCUCCUCUCCUCUACCGCCCCACCACCGACCACCCCUCCUCUCCUCUACCGCCCCACCACCGACCACCCCUCCUCUCCUCGAUAACCCACCGCCUACACCCCACCGACCACCCCUCCUCUCCCCUACCCCCCACCCUACCACCCCCCCACACACCCACCACCCCCCCCUCCUCCCACCCCUCCUCUCCCUACCCCACCCACCACCACCUCCCUCUCCUCUCCCCCACCUACCACCCCCCCUCCUCUACCGCCCCACCACUGACCACCCCUCCUCUCCUCUAACCGCCCCACCACUGACCACCCCUCCUCCUCUCCUCUCACCGCCCCACCCACCGACCACCCCUCCUCUCCUCUACUACCGCCCACCACCCCCACCACUCACCCCUCCUCUCCCUCUAACCCCCCCACCACUGACCCCCACCCCCACCCCCCCCUCCUCUCCUCUACCGCCCCACCACACCACCCCUCCUCUCCUCUACCCCCCCCACCCACGACCACCCUCCUCUCCUCUACCCUCCUCUACCCCCCCCACCGACCACCCCUCCUCUCCUCCCACUACCACCCUCCUCUACCUCGCCCCACCACCGACCACCCCUCCUCUCCUCUCUACCGCCCCACCACGACCACCCCUCCUCUCCCUACCACCACACCACUACCACCCCCACCCUCCUCUCCUCUACCGCCCCCAACCACCCACCGACCACCCCCCCCUCCUCUCCCUACCGCCCCACCACGACCACCCCCCCUCCUCUCCUCCAACCCACGACCACCCCUCCUCUCCUCUACCCCCCCACCCUGACCACCCCCUCCUCUCCUCUACCGCCCCACCACUGACCACCCCUCCUCUCCUCUCAUCGCCCCACCACUGACCACCCCCCCUCCUCUCUCAUAUACCCCCCCCACCACACUGACCACCCCCUCUCCUCUACCCACCCCGACCACCCCUCCUCCCUCCGCCCCACCACUGACCACCCCUCCUCUCCUCUACCCAUACCAAACGCUCCCCAACACCGCCACCCACUACCCUCUCCUCUACCGCCCCACCACGGCCACCCCACUCCUCUCCCUCUGCCCCACCCCCCACCCUCCUCCCCCCCCCACACCACCACCCCCCCUCUCCUCUACCCUAUAACCUCCCCCAACACUGACCACCCUCCUUCCUCUACACCCCUCCGCCCCACCACCGCCACCCCUCCCCCCUACCGACCAACACCCUCCUCUCCUCUUCCCCCACCACCCCCCACCCCUCCUCUCCCACCGCCCCACCACCGCCACCCCCCUCCCUCCCUCUACCCCCACCACCAAGUAUCCAAAAAUGUCAUCAGUGCGCCUUUUACAGUUGAUGAUACUGCUCUUAAAAUAGUUGUUCUCUCAUCUGUAAAAUAAAUAUCCAGAACUGAUUAGUGUUAUUAGUGGUCCAAAGUUUGGAUGGCUGCCCGUACACUGUGUAUGCCUGACUCUAUCUGUAUAUGUGUGUACUGUAACUCUAUACUGUAUAUUUAAUGUCUCACAGGAGCAACAAACAGCCUGUUAUUUGUGUACUUGAUGUACACCAUGUGACUAUGUGCUUGGUUCCAGAUGUUUGAGCCUAUCUGGGAUCCAGAUCUAGAGAGAGCGAGGCGUUCUGUGGCUAGUUUACAGCAGCCUGCUUUUCCUCAUACAUGACUGCAUGUGUUGUGUACAGUACUGUAAUAUAAAGGCAGAGUGAUUGGUGUUCUGUAAGUGAAAAGAGAUGUAUACUGAAAAGACCAAGAGUAAAGUCAUAAGCAGUGUUGCCAUGUACACAAACUGGGCAUUUACUGUAGUGGUGCUCUGUAAAUGUAGUAAAUAUUAAAUAUUAGGGUUGCUACACUCUUAGAAAAAAGGGUUCCAAAAGGGUUCUUCGCUGUCCCCAUAGGAGAACCCUUUUUGGUUCGGGGUAGAAACCUUUUUGGUUCCAUGUAGAACCCUCAGUGGAAAGGGUUCUACACGGAACCCGAAAGGGUUCUACCUGGAACCAAAAGAGUUCUACCUGGAACCAAAAAGGGUUAUUUAAAUGGUUCUCCUAUGGGGACAGCUGAAGAACCCUUUUAGGUUCUAGAUUGCACCUUUUUCCCCCUAAGAGUGUAUAUGCUGUGAUGCACAGUACUUUUCCAGAAAUAUCUGUCCAACAGAGCCCAGGAAUGCACAAUGUUCCAACAUCGCGUAACCAUUUCCCAGGACUGUAUUUGUGUUUUCUGGGUAUUUGUUUGGGACUGAAUAUGCCUGUGUUUAUUGUCCGUGAGGGUUUAUUUUUCCAUUUGCAGUAUUAUUGUGCGUAUGUGUGCAUACGUCUGUGCGUCUGUAUUUGUCAAGUAGAUCUCACUCUGAAAUUCCCCUGAUGUAAUGUGGCCUGGCUCUCUCUCUCUCUCUCUCUCUCUCUCUCUCUCCUCUCUCUCUCUCUCUCUCUCCUCUCCUCUCUCCUCUCUCUCUCUCUCUCUCUCUCUCUCUCUCUCUCUCUCUCCUCUCUCUCCUCUCUCUCUCUCUCUCUCUCCUCUCUCUCUCUCUCUCUCUCUCUCUCCUCUCUCUCUCUCUCUCUCUCUCUCUCAUGCUCUCUCUGAGAUGUACAGGGGGAACCACACUUGUCUGUGGCUCCUUUGAAGGAAUCACUGGGCUAGCCAGGCAGGCGGAACAGGGGGGGAAAUUCCACAGGCUCACAUGUUCCCUGUGAACCAACCCACCAGUUUGGCUAUGGGGAUCUUCUCCUCCAGCUCCCCUGACCUUAGUGGAGGUGUCAGGGUUGCGGAGAGGGGGUACUAUAGGGGUACAGACGGAGGAAGAUGGGGUAAGAAGAGGUGGGAGAGAAGGGAACGAUGGGGGAAGUAGAGACAAGCGAGAAGGGAAAGUGCAGGGAAAUAUGGGGGGAGAGGAGGAAAUAUUGGGAAGAGGGAAAAGAUGGGGGGAAGUGAGAUGGAGGAAGAGGAAGGGGGCCCCCCAUAUAGGACAAGGUCCCAGGGAGGGCCAAUGGUAUCUCCACUCUACAGGGAGUUGUUUCAUUCACAUCAGCUCAUUCAUUAGCUGGCCUCCCUCUGUCAAGCACUCAAGUGUGCAGCAUGCCACUGUGUCUGAUUGUGUUCACAUGGAACAAUUACUUAGGAAGAAGCUCUAUGGACAUAGAAGUAUCUGCUAGAUGUUGUUGAUGUAUGGACUUGUAUAGUGUGUCCCAAAUGACACUCUGUUCCCUAUAUAGUGCACUACUUUGACCAAAAGUAGUGCACGCCAUAUGGAAUAGGGUGCCAUUUGGGACACAGCCAUGGUGGAGGUACAGUAUGUGCUGGUGAAGAGCACUCACUUUUAUGGGGCCUACAGUUUAUGGAGUGGGAUAAAGUUCCACUUUUAGCCAAAGAUCGAAAGUGUCAAGGUUUGAAACACAGUUUACGUUUAAAGUCAAGGUCAACACAGAGUCUCAUAUUGCAGUUGGCUUACCACAGAGAAGGGAAAAUGUUGGGCCUGCUUCUAUUUGUUCUGGUGUGUGGUGAGGAUUUUGGAUAUCCUGCAUCUGUUUCUCACUGAGUGCAUUGAAUACAGCUGUCAGGAAGAGCAGAAUAUUCUUCGAACUCAAUUAAGCAACUGUGGCGUUUUUGCAGCUAUUGUGGAGGGCCUUUCCUUUGGUUUUGCAGUUUUUCUGGAUGAUGUUAUAUUCACUCAGUUCCUAUUAUAGAUCAGAAUGUAAGUGUGAGAUGUGGUAGAGUCAGUUGGUAGAGCAUGGCGUUUGCAACGGCAGGGUUGUGGGUUCGAUUCCCACGGGGGGUAUGAAAAAUAAUAAUGUAUGCACUCACUAACUGUAAGUCGCUCUGGAUAAGAGCGUCUGCUAAAUGACUAAAAUGUAAAUGUGAAUUAUUGAGAUCUACAGGUAACUGCCAAAAUAAUGGAAACACUUGAGUAAAUGAGGGAUACAAAGUAUAUUGAAAGCAGGUGCUUCCACACAGGUGUGGUUCCUGAGUUAAUUAAGCAAUUAACCUCCCAUCAUGCUUAGGGUCAUGCAUAAAAAUGCUGGGCAGGCCAUUAUUUUGGAUACUGAGGCUAUGCCCCAAUAGGAUGGCAAUGCACCCAACCACAAGGCACGAGUGGUCACUGAAUGGUUUGAUGAGCAUGAAAACGAUGUAAACCAUAUGCCAUGGCGUCUCAGUCACCAGAUCUCAACCCAAUUGAACACUUAUGGGAGAUUCUGGAGCGGCGCCUAAGACAGCGUUUUCCACCACCAUCAUCAACAAACACUAAAUUAUGGAAUUUCUUGUGGAGGAAUGGUGUCACAUCCCUCCAAUAGAGUUCCAGACACUUGUAGAAUCUAUGCCAAGGUACAUUGAUGCUGUUCUGGCUCGUGGUGGCCCAUCCCUAUUAAGAAGCUUUAUGUUGGUGUUUCUUUUAUUUUGUCAGUUACCUGUAUGUGUGUGGCCCAAUGGUUAUGGUACACAAUUAGAUUCAGACUAUCACGGGGCAACGACUCCUGCCUCAAUCCAUCAGUUUAUGCAAUAUCAGAUCAUCCAAACACAUUGGAACCUUUUGCUUUAUUGUAUACUGCCAAAUAUUAAAUGGUGUGAAAUUGGAUUACAAGGUAUUAACACAUAUUCCAACUUCUGUGAAAUUACACAUUAUGGACACCAAUAGUUCAGCCUAGCUGUGUCCAAUCAUCUGCCAAGAUGAGACCCCCCCCCCCCCCUUGUGGGUUCAUCUUAUUUACAGCCUGGCGAAGACCUUUGUGUCGAAUCGUUGCACAGUAGACCUACUGGAGCAAUCAACAGUGUGCAGGUAUUUACAUUUUAUUUAUUUAGCAGACGAUCUUAUCCAGAGCGACUUACAGUUAGUGCAUUCAUCUUAAGAUAGCUAGGUUGGACAACCACAUAUCACAAUCAUAGUAAGUAAAACAAUUCUCAAAGUAGCUAUCAGCAAAGUCAGAGCUAGUAAGGGGGGGGGGGGGGGGAGUGCGAGUUACAGUGAGCUCACAAGGUAUUGAGACAGUGACACACUCUUUUUAUCAGUUUACUUAUUGUACCCUGCACCUGCAUGUUACUGGAUUUGCAUACUUUAAAACGUAUUUAGUGAACAUAUUUACCUAAUUUGGGACGACAUACAGGGAUUACUUACGUAACAGCCGUGGCAAGUAUUUGGAGGAACAAUAGUAAAUCAUGAUUGAUUUUAUGGUCAAGUGGACUUAUGGCCUGCUGACCCCGGAGCAGACCCCAGGCUUCCGUAUGUUUUCCCUCACCAAGGGUAACCUAACGUAGCAGGUGUUAAAGAAACGCCUGAAACUAGAUCCCCUACAUACUGGUCUUGACCAGAAGAAAAUAAAAAUGUCAGGGGAGGUUCUCUUCUGCACUGUUCAAUCAAUCCAGUAAAUGUGGAGGAGAAGUUAAGAUGGAGUGUCACCUUGUUAAUGUCCAAAAGCGGAAGUUGAGUCACAGGCUCUCUUUCCAUUUCCCCUGAAAACUGGAAUAUCCAGUAGCUAGGACUGUUUCUGGUCAAAUAGACCUUCAACCGGUGCCAGGCCAGCCAUGUUCAUGCUCUGUUACGUAAUGGAAUGCUAAGACACAACACCUUGACAUAGAUUUAAUUGUUAUUCUGAGUUUAUGCAGUUAUCGUGUUUAUAUCUGUUUUUUCGCCAAUUUGAUAAGAUAAACUGUUCUUUCACUCCCAAACCUAAUGCAAUGGUAAAUCUAAGCGCUGGCCAUAGCGCUAUAGGUCCAGGGGUGUGUCAGAAAUAUAUUUGCUAUUUUCACAGCUGGAAUUAUGAGCGCAAUAGCUGGCGGUUGCGCGAAAGGGCUGGGUUUUGAUGAAUAAACAAGUUUGAGGAGGGCUUGGCCAAUUAACACGUUCCAUGGCUUAAUACUGCAUGCAUGUGUCUCAAGUUCUAUAGAUUAUUGAAGGUCUUUUCAUCAACUCCAGAAUAUUCUCAUCCUGGUCCAUUGUGUAUUGAUAGCCUAAUACAGUUUAUUAAAUAACAUAGGCUACAGUAAUGAGGAAUAGCAACAGUAAAACAACAUCUAGUGUUUGCUCAAGAGCCUAUGUUUGGAGUGUUGGCAGUCAACAUCGUUGUAAUUGGCUUCAAUGAGCCUAGCCUACAUGUCUUUAUGUCAUCGCACUUCUCCUAAAAUAAAAAACACUAGACUCCCGUAAAUUGUAUUGUAUGUGUGAUGCACGUUCUCAAUAAGCAAAAUAUAGUCUAGGUCUACCAUUAAUAGUGCAUUAUAGGACAGAAUAAUUUAAAUAAGUUUGGAGGAGUGCACCUUUGGUAACCGGAUGAAAUGUGCUCUUUGGAGAUGUGGAUGGAUACUUGAACAAGUGAAAGGAAGUAUACAGGUAGGCAUAUGUGUGUGUAUGUUUUAGGAUGUGCAGUAUAUUUUCAAUUCAAGACACUCUGACGAAUAGACCAUUUAAACACCAUUUAUGGAUAGGCUACUUUGCAAGGCCAGGAUAAAAAAGACACAAUGCAUUACUGUUGAACCAGCCUUAGUGCCUUCAGAAAGCAUUCAUACCGCUUGACUUAUUCCACAUUUUGUUGUGUUGCGACCUGAAUUCAAAAUGUAUUAAAUAUAUUUUUUUGUCUCACCCGUCUACACACAAUACCCUGUAAUGACAAAGUGAAAACAUGGUUUUAGAAAUUUUAGCAAAUACAGAAAUAGUAUCGUGGACUAACUACAAUGUUGUUGAUCCAUCCUCAGUUUUCUCGUAUCACAGCCAUUAAACUCUGUAACUGUUUUAAAGUCACCAUUGGCCUCAUGGUGAAGUCCCUGAGCGGUUUCCUUCCUCUCCGGCAGCUGAGUUAGGAAGGACGCCUGUAUCUUUGUAGUGAAUGGGUGUACUGAUACACCAUCCAAAGUGUAAUUAAUAACUUCACCAUGCUCAAAGGGAUAUUCAAUGUCUGCUUUUUUAUUUUUUACCCAUUUACCAAUAAGUGCCCUUUGCCAGAUAUUGGAAAACCUCCCUGGUCUUUGUGGUUGCAUCUACAGUACCAGUCAAAAGUUUGGACACACCUACUCAUUCAAGUUUUUUUUAACAUUGUAGAGUAAGAGUGAAGACAUCAAAACUAUGAAAUAACACAUAUGGAAUCAUGUUGUAACCAAAAAAGUGUUAAACAAAUCAAAAUAUAUUUUAUAUUUGAGAUUCAUCAAAUAGCCACCCUUUGCCUUUGCCCACUCUUGGCAUUCUCUCAACAAGCUUCACCUGGAAUGCUUUUCCAACAGUCUUGAAGGACUUCCCACAUAUGCUGAGCACUUGUUGGCUGCUUUUCCUUCACUCUGCCGUCCGACUCAUCCCAAACCAUCUCAAUUGGGUUGAGGUCGGAUGAUUGUGGAGGCUAGGUCAUCUGAUGCAGCACUCCAUCACUCUCCUUCUUGGUACAAUAGCCCUUACACAGCCUGGAGAUGUGUUGGGUCAUUGUCCUGUUGAAAAACAAAUGAUAGUCCCACUAAGCCCAAACAAGAUGGGAUGGCGUAUAUCGCUACAGAAUGCUGUGGUAGCCAUGCUGGUUAAGUGUGCCUUGAAUUCUAAAUAAAUCACAGACAAUGUCACCAGCAAAGCACCCCCACACCAUAACACCUCCUCCCCCAUGCUUUAUGGUGGGAACUACACAUGCAGAGAUCAUCCGUUCACCCACACCGCGUCUCACAUAGACACAGCGGUUGGAACCAAAAAUCUCCAAUUUGGACUCCAGACCAAAGGAUACAUUUCCACCGGUCUAAUGUCCAUUGCUCCUGUUUCUUGGCCCAAACAAGUAUCUUCUUCUUAUAAGUGUCCUUUAGUAGUGGUUUCUUUGCAGCAAUUCGACCAUGAAGGCCUGAUUCACACAGUCUCCUCUGAACAGCUGAUGUUGAGAUGUGUCUUUUACUUGAACUCUAUGAAGCAUUUAUUUGGCUGCAAUUUCUGAGGCUGGUAACACUAAUGAACGUAUCUUCUGCAGCAGAAGUAACUCUGGGUCUUCUAUUCCUGUGACGGUCCUAAUGAGAGCCAGUUUCAUCAUAGCGCUUGAUGGUUUUUGCGACUGCACUUGAAGAAACUUUCAAAGCUAUGGAAAUGUUCCGUAUUGACUGACCUUCAUGUCUAAAAAUAAUGAUGGACUGUCGUUUCUCUUUGCUUAUUUGAACUGUUCUUGCCAUAACUAUGGACAUGGUCUUUUACCAAAUAGGGAUAUCUUCUGUAUAACCCUGUUAGACAGGUAAAUAGCCAAACCUGCCGUUAUUUUGCUGUGCAUAGAAUGGCGUCAUGAUUGCAUUCAGAUGUGUGGCCCAGAGCUCUGACGUCAUGUAUAGCAUGUUACUGUCCAGCCACUGAGUUCCAAUUUAGGCGCUUAUCAGUCUCCAAAUCUACAAAUUUUCAACCCGUAUAUGGGUGCAAGUGUAAAGGGCUACACUUAAAUUACGUAAGCUUUCACGAUCUUCAAAGUCUCUCUAGCUUGACACAUUGAGAGUGGAAGAUUGCUUUCAGUCGUACGGCCUUACAGUCUUACGGAAAGUGAGUAGAAACAGAAGAGUUUGCGUUUUUCUCCCUUACUAAAGCCAUCCUUCACUGAAUUAGGAAAUAAGGGAAACUCAUGCAGACACACAUGCAGUGGUGGGGUGGUGUUGGAGGAGGGAGGGCUGAGGCAGAACAGUGAGGCUGAGCUCUGGGGGUGGUUGUGGUGGUGAUAACUGGAGGUGGUGUCAGUGUCGGGAUAUUUUCUGUUUUCUGUUUUUUUUGCUGAGGAUGCCAGCGAGCUCUGUGGUUCAGACUGACUGGGCUGCAGGCCCACAGACAGGCCUCUGACAGACUCAUCAUGGCUGCCCACAUGGUUAAGGAAACACUGAACCAGAAUCUGGCCUUACAGGAGACAAUGAUAUGGCUAAUCUCUUUUAAGCCCAGGAAGCAGUCAUUCAACAUGCCAUUUACUAGCUUUUCAAGCUUAAUAAUAUCAAAAUACAUUUGUUAUUCACCAAUUAGCAACUAUCGUCAUUUACUGCCGUCACGGCCGGUAUGUCCUUCCAGAAAACGUCUAAAUAAAAAGUUACAUGCAACUGAAAAUAUUCCUCUUCUACACAGUAGACCACACAGUAGACCACACAGUAGACCACACAGUAGACAAUUGACAAAAUAUUUUUGGGGGAUAAGAUACCUUUUAUUGUUAUCACACAGGUGGAAUAAAGAACAGUUCUUAUUUCAAACAACAACCGGUCAACUUUGUUUCUAUGCAAUGUAAUUAAUAUUCAAUAAUUACCAUCAAUGUUAUUACCAUGUCAGUACAUGGGUUCAGCACAUUAUAAAAGGGCCAUUUUAGGUUUAGGAUCCAGCUGAGAUUUAUCUUCAACUUUAACAGAGAGCUCUGUACCAAUAGGUAACCAAUAUGGUUUACGAGUUUCAACCAAUAAGAGGACUUCUUGAAUUUAUAGUGCCUUAUCACUUCUGAUCCUCAAAUGUUAUUUACUUUGGUUUAAAGCUGUUAUUAAUCUCUCUCUUCAGAAACCUCUUCCUCUAAAGCAGGGAUGGGCAACUUUGAUGGGGGUGGGGGCCACAAAUGAAAGGAACUCAUCAUGAGGGGCCGCAGUGGCUCAUCAUGAGGGGCCAUCUGCGUGCCCACGAGCUCCACCCACCUUGAGAGCAAAACAUUUUAACGGCCCCCCUCGUGACAGCGAAAAUACAUUUUUUUAGUUUAAAAGUUAAUUUCCUGCAAUUCUACACAUUUUGCCGUUGGGUGUAGACAAAAUGAUUCCGUUUUAAAGCAAGUUUGCUGCAAUUCUACACAUUUUGCCAUGGGGUGGAGGCAACUGCUUGCAGUUUUUAAUAUGAUAACUGAUGAUCAAUGGGCCCCACCGCAGUCGGUAAUUCGACCAUGCUUUCUACAAGUUUAGAUAGCCGGCCGCUAAACUAAUUUACCAAUCUAAAAAAAAAUAAGGUGACACGGGCUAAUUGAGUGACUGCUGAUGCACAACCAAAUUUCAUAAUUGCACCAUGUGUAUUCUGUUAUUCUAACUCUCAACAGUAAGUUGAGACCCUGAAUGAGUUCCAUUUAUUUUAAUUUUAUUUUUAAUUGUUCCACGGGCCUACAAAAGGGGGGCAUGCUCUAAAGUGUUCUUUUCCAGAUCGAUUGUACUGGAGGGAGGUGAUAUGAGGUCCUUCUGUGGGUUGGGAGAGGAAGGUGUGUGUGUGUGUGUGUGUGUGUGUGUGUGUGUGUGUGUGUGUGUGUGUGUGUGUGUGUGCGUGCGUGCGCAUGUGUAUGUGCAUCCAUGUGUGUGUGGUGGCAGAUAUGCAGGGUUAUAAAUUCACAGGAUGUUUUUAGGGAAUGCUGUGGGGUGACCCCGGUCCCCUGUACACACUCAAGUACUCCCCAUGAUGAUGUGGUUAAAUCGACAUGAUGCUCUGGUGGCCUCUUGGUGAUGUGGAGCAUAAUAUAUGCUCUGUAGGGAUACAGGGUGCAUGCAUAGGCCUAUUAUUCAUUCAGUCGAUGAUAUAUAUAGACUAUACUGUAUAUACAAAAGCAUGUGGACACCGCUUCAAAUUACUGGAUUUGGCUAUUUCAGCCACACCCGUUGCUGACAGGCCACACAAGCUCACAGAAUGGGACCGCCGAGUGCUGAAGCGCGUAGCACGUAAAAAUCAUCUGUCCUCGGUUGCAACACUCACUACCAAGUUCCAAACUGCCUCUGGAAGCAAUGUCAGCACAAGAACUGUUCGUCAGGAGCUUCAUGAAAUGGGUUUCCAUGGCCAAGCAGCUGCACACAAGCCUAAGAUCACCAUGCGCAAUGCCAAGCAUCGGCUGGAGUGGUGUAAAGCUCACCGCCAUUGGACUCUGGAGCAGUGGAAACGUGUUCUCUGGAGUGAUGAAUCACGCUUCACCAUCUGGCAGUCCGAUGGACGAAUCUGGGUUUGGCGGAUGCCAGGAGAACGCUACCUGCCCCAGUGCCAACUGUAAAGUUAGGUGGAGGAGGAAUAAUGGUCUGGGGCUGUUUUUCAUGGUUCCGGCUAGGCCCCUUAGGUCAAGUGAAGGGAAACCUUAAUGCUACAGCAUACAAUGACAUUCUAGAAGAUUCUGUGCUUCCAACUUUGUGGCAACAGUUUGGGGAAGGCCCUUUCCUGUUUCAGCAUGACAAUGCCCCGUGCACAAAGUGAGGUCCAUACAGAAAUGGUUUGUCGCAAUCGGUGUGGAAGAACUUGACUGGCCUGCACAGAGCCCUGACCUCAACCCCAUCGAACACCUUUGGGAUGAAUUGGAACGCUGACUGCGAUCCAGGCCUAAUCGCCCAACAUCAGUUGGGGUGGGACCAACUCCAUAUUAAUGCCCAUAUCCAUAUACUUUUGGUCAUGUAGUGUACCUUACGUAGGCUAAUGGAAGUUCUUCUGCUUGCCUUGAAGAAGAAGAAACAGUGAAAGAAGAUUGAACCUGUUCAUGUCUUUUUUGCUGCACAAUUGUAAUGAUUUUUACUUGAACUAUGUACUAAAGAAAAACAUUAAGGUUCCUUUAACUUGAAAUAACGUUUGCUUAAAAUAACAUAUUCAGCAGCAUAAGUGCAUGGUGGGGUCUAGGUGUUGUGUUGAAUCCAUUGUUGCUUGCAACAAAAACUCAGGUUUGAUCAACUCAAUAAUGAACAGGCGCGUGCAUGCUGAAAGCACAUUUGGAGCUGGGGAUAUCCUUUGUUUUGCUCUUCAGAGUAUCCUUGAAUAAGAAGACGGACCCACUUUUGUUUGAAUCGGGGGUGUCCCUCCCUCCACGAUGCAUGUGACAAAAACACUGACCGGCCCCCUUCAAUUCCCAUGGAUCGACCUACAGAACCUCCGCUUCAAGACAUCUGUUCCUUUCUAACAGAGCGCGCCCCCGUUUCCAGAGCUGUGACGGAACGACUGACUCUCGUGGUCCCCCGACUGGUGAUUUCCACGUUGACUCAAACUCACCCUGCUCUUCUUUUCGCAGUUUGUAGACCAGAGGGAAUUGGAACGAGGAUUUUUCCUCCUCCCCAUCACUCUUGUUCGAGCAGAGUCACCACCGAGCGUCAAAAGCCCGGUGCCAUUGAGUAGCCGAUUUCUUUUUGUCUGCCCUCUAGCAGGGGGUUUCGCAUCCUCCGCGUCUGGCUUGGAUGGGAAACGACAACGAAGGGCGAAUGAAAAUAACGUGGUUUCUGAUGUUUGUAUAUUUUGCGCUUCUGAACAUUUAAUUCCUCGAAUUCAGUCAUCGUUGAGAGACUACUGUGAUUAUGGAGUCGGUAGAAAAGGAGUGCGGAGCGUUGGGUGGAUUAUUCCAAGCUAUCGUCAACGACAUGAAGGUACCAGAGCUCGAUUAAUGUCGACAGGUUUUGCCGAUCUAUUGCAUUGAUGAUCAGACGCAAUUUACUGCCUUUGUUUCCUCUCCUAUUCCCUACCCCCUCACUGGCUAUGCAAUAGGAUAAAUUGUGAUAAAUAUUUUUCCUUUGUGUUAUUUGCCUGGAGUGGGCAGAUUUGUAGGGGGGCAGCUAUUCUGGUGACGACCAACAUUAGUCUGUCCUUGAAUAGAAUCAGGCUGUAUAUUUUUUUUAUGAGUUAAUAUUUGUAGGCUAUAGGCUACAUACUUUGUUAUGCAAAAUGUAUGUUAUACUAUUAUUAUCAAUAACUGAAUAAUAACUGAAUAAUGUCUGAAUAAAAAAGCCGGGGUUCCCAUUGACCCACCUCUUAAUCAGUCAUUGUUACAACCACUGUUAUUGUGGAUUUCUUGAUGGAUGUAUGACAGCUCCCUAACCUAAUCCAACAGACAAGACAAACAACCUAUAUAUCACCUCAACAGCUGGGAUGUGGACAUAUAAAGCAUGUGGCACACAUUGAUCACAGAACCCAUAACAUGUUUUUAGUGUGUGUGUGUCUGUGUGCCUACACAUUUUCCAGUGUCUAACAUCAGGCCAAUGAUGGAGAGAGGGGUUGAUUGAUCAAAUUUGGUGACCCCUUCUCAUCCAGGAAGGCACCUCUUUGACAAAGACAUCAUGUGUCAAAUCAUAUGGCCAUUUUGGCCACUAGGCCCUGGUCCCUAGUGGCCAUGGUCUGGCUCACGACACCAUAUGGCCACUGGCCAGUGUCCACCACCAAAGAUUGUGAUGUUUCUCUUUAUAUUUAGAUUAUGGGGGUUUUGGGGAAUGUGCAGCCAAGCUGGACAAGUGCACAUAGGUUGAGGCUGUGGCCUGGUUUGGUCUGUUGUACAAAAUAUGGAAAGUAUGAACAGGCAUGGUCAUCAGCCGUGGAGGAAGACAAGUUGGGUCGCUGCCAAGGAUUGUUGGGUCAUAUGGACUAGGACGAAAGUAACAUUUGUAGUUUUUUUCCUAAUUACUCAGAGAUCGAUAGAGCUAGAGACUCCAUAUUUUAUGACAAACAACUUAUAUAUGUCCUCUAUCAUUAGCAACUCUAAUUUAAUUUAUAGGAUGAAUUAGUUGAAAUUAAAUAGACAGAGAACAGAACUACUGUGCCGUUAUUUUUGUACCUGUUGGCAGGGCGGGAGUAACACAGCAUUGGGAUGGAACUAACAGCUGCACAAUAUCUGUCUUAUCUCCAUGUUUCUGGUUUGUAAUGCUCAUUACUUUCAACAAAUGUACUAUCGGCCAUAAUUUCAUGUUUGUGUCGAUUUUAAUAAUUUAUGCUAUAGGUUCAUAAUUUAUGAAAAUGAACCAUGCGUCAACAUCACAAUGUUGCGCAACCACAAUAUUUUUCCUUACAAUAUUAAUCGGACUAAAAUGGAUCACAUAAUAGCUAUAUUAACCAUAAUUUUCUCAUCUCACCUUAAUGGGAAUGUAGUAGGAGAUGUUUUUCAAAAUGUUCAAUGACUAUUCAUGCUUAGCCCUACCAAUCAGGUGCGCUCAAGCUUUAUUCUCUUCACAAACGGCAAACUCAUCAUGCUUAUCACAUAUCCAUGGCUUGACAGGUAAUUGACCCCCAGAAUAAUAAAAAAUACACUACAUGACCACAAGUAUGUGGACACCUGCUCGUCAAACAUCUCAUUCCAAAAUCAUGGGCAUUAAUGUGGAGUUGGUCCCCCCUUUGAUGCUAUAAUAGCCUCCACUCUUCUGGGAAGGCUUUCCACUAGAUGUUGGAACAUUGCUGCGGGCACUUGCUUCCAUUCAGCCACAAGAGCAUUAGUGAAGUCGGGCACUGAUGUUGGGUGAUUAGGCCUGGCUCGCAGUCGGCGUUCCAAUUCAUCCCAAAGGGGUUCGAUGGGGUUGAGGUCAGGGCUCUGUGCAGGCCAGUCAAGUUCUUCCACACCGAUCUCGACAAACCAUUUCUGUAUGGACAUCGCUUUGUGCACAGGGGCAUUGUCCUGAAACAGGAAAGGGCCUUCCCCAAACUGUUGCCACAAAGUUGGAAGCACGUAAUCAUCUAGAUUGUAAUUGUAUGCUGAGCGUUAAGAUUUCCCUUCACUGGAACUAAGGGGCCUAGCCCGAACCAUGAAAAACAGCCCCAGACCAUUAUUCCUCCUCCACCAAACUUUACAGUUGGAAACUAUGCAUGUCGGACAAUUUGUCCGUCGGACUGCCAGAUGGUGAAGUGUGAUUCAUCACUCCAGAGAACGCGUUUCCACUGCUCCAGAGUCCAAUGGCAGCGAGCUUUAUACCACUCCAGCCAAUGAUUAUCAUUGCUCAUGGUGAUCUUAGGCUUGUGUGCGGCUGCUCGGCCAUGGAAGCCCAUUUCAUGAAGCUCCCGACGAAUAGUUCUUGUGCUGACGUUGUUUCCAGAGGCAGUUUGGAACUCAAUAGUGAGUGUUGCAACCGAGGACAGACGAUUUUUACACGCUAUGCGCUUCAGCACUCGGUGGUCCCAUUCUGUGAGCUUGUGUGGCCUACCACUUCGCGGCUGAGCAGUUGUUUCUCCUAGACGUUUCCACUUCACAAUAACAGCACUUACAGUUGACCAGGGCAGCUCUAGCAGGGCAGAACAUUUGACGAACUGACUUGUUGGAAAGGUGGCAUCCUAUGACGGUGCCUUCAGUAAGGCCAUUCUACUGCCAAUGUUUGUCUAUGGAGAUUGCAUGGCUGUGUGCUCGAUUUUAUACACCUGUCAGCAACGGCUGUGGCUGAAAUAACCGAAUCCACUAAUUUGAAGGGGUGUCCACAUACUUUUAUAUAUAUAGUGUAUAUUUAACUACUAACCUGUCGAUAAAACCUUAUGUGAGAAGCUGAUCCAUUAAGUCAAUUGAUUAAAGCAUAAUUCUAAUUAUGUCAUAUAUAACUUUCAAACAUUUAGUCACUUGUUGAUAUUUUGCUAACAAUAUAAAAGCAAUAUGAACUAGAAGAGGCAAUGGCCUGUGCUUAAACGUUUUCUUUUAUUCCAUGUCAUCAAUUUACAUUGUGUUACUUUCGUCCCACCUGUCUCUAUUGUAACUUCCCCCAGGCUAACACCCAAGACUAGCUAGCAUGAUACUUGAAACCUAUGCUGUCAUUUAGUCACUAGAUGGGUUAAGAAAAUGACAUGUUUGGAACCUUAACAACUAAACAGAACUCUACAACCGACAAAUAUUUCCGGGUCCGUUUUUUUACUUACAUUGCUCAAAACCACUUUUUGUUGAUAACUCGUCGAAGCAUGGUCAGACUGGGCUGUUUUUUUGCAGGGAGGUCGUCCUCCACAUUAGGAACGUACUGACUUCACUACGUCAUUCUAGCUUCUGUGUUAUCUGAGAAAAAAGUUGUGUUACUUUCACCCUGUGUUACUUUCGUCCCGGCUCUCCCCUACUCACCAUAAAUAGGACUAGGAGUUUUUCCUGACCACAUAAUCUGGAAAACUCUGGGCUUUAGUUAUAAACUAUAUAAAUAUAGAAAGUGUCAUGAUCUGACCAGGAGGAACUCUGGACCCUAGUUAUAAACUAUAUAUAAAUCGUAUAUAUAGAAAGUGUGAGUAUAUAUAUAAUGAUUAUGUCCUUCCUCUCUAGGCUUGUAGCUCUGGUUCUAAAAAAGGAUUGUUCACACUGCAGGCCUUAAUGCUCAAAUAAUGUUUGUUUUUUUCAAAUCCAUUUUGGAAUACUGAAUAUCCAAACAGCAAGUUAAAAGUGACCAAAUCGGAUUUGUGUGUUUUCAAACAGCAGCCAACUGCCAGUGUGAACAAGGCUUAAGAGGCUGAGGCUCCAAUCCUGAAAUUAUAAAGGAGAAUUUGAAUUGAAUUACUUACCGGGCUAAAUAAAGGUUAAAUAAGGUCAUGUCAUUUAGAAAAACUUCUGGCCCUAAUAAUAAAGCAACAGGACCCACUCCAGUUCCUAUCAAACGUAUCUGUAUUCGUCUCUAAGUAGUAGUGCUGAUCUAGGACCAGGUCCCCCCUUUUCCAUUCAUUUUAAUCUAAAUGGCAAAACUGAUCCUAUAUCAGCACUCCUACCCUGAUCCCUGGUAUUGAUAAUCUACUCACAGUGUCUAACUGGCCAUGGCCACUCGAUACCCUCUAUUUAUGGGCCGUUAUUUGUCAAGCACUGUAAGACGCUCAAUGAGAUCAGCACUUAGUAUCAGCAUUUCAUACAUUUUUUGUCGUCGUCGUGUCUACGGGAGCAAAACAAGACUUGAAGAAAGGAACCUAUUGAUAAAUAGCUGGAAUCAAUGGGUCCAAAUUCAGAAAACCUUACUCAGCAGUCAGCAGAACUGGGUCGUAUUCACUGCCCUCAAAUUCAAAUCUGGACCUUGAAGCCAGUUCCACUGUAUUUGUUAAUUCUUCCCCUCUAAUCAGGGACUGAUUUAAACCUUGGACACCAGGUGGGUGCAAUUCAUAAUCAGGUAGAACAGAAAACCAGCAGUAGUCCAGACCUUGUAGGGUAAGAUGUUACAGGAGGGGGGUCGCAGUUCUGGAGCGAUCCACUAGGUGUCCUCCUCCGACAACCUUAGGCACCUCCUCAUUCACAGUCUGGACUAAUCAUGAUCCUAUUGGUGUCACCUGUGUCUACCUGUUCACCUGUGUAUUUAUGCCCUCACUUCCCUGUGUUCCCUUGCUCAGUUUUCUCUGCUAGUUUCUCUAUGCCCAGCAGUACUAAUCAGUGUCUGAUCGGAGACGUAUGUACAGGGACUUGAGAAGUGUUCUCCCUGUUUCUCUUCAUAGUUAGUAUUUCGUAUUUUGGCUGUCAGCCUGUUUUUGGAGACUUAUUUGCUCCGCCUUUCUUUUAUCGUGAUAAGUCUGUUAUUUUGUAUCCUGGCUUCGGGACCACCAGUAAAGAUCCUUGUUUCACCAUCUCUGCCUACUGCCUACUGUCUAUCCUGCACUGCACCUGGGUCACACCUCACACCAACCCUUACAGUAAAUUGAAUACCCCUUGCGCUAGGGCAUGCAAUAGAAAACGUUUUCAAGCGUUGCAACGGAUAAAGGAAAUUACAUUUCUUAUUGGACAAGUCCAAGUAGUCCCUCCCAGUUUCAGUCCAUUUUCUUCCGUUUGGUGCCUAAUGAAUAUUACCCAAGUGCCUAGUGCUUGGCCUCCUUCCUGGCCAGCCAAGGAGAGAAUUAGCCCCAUGUCUCUAUGACUAACCCAGCUAUGUAGGGUAGGUACACACUGUCAGUGUUGCAGCCUGUUGAGAGCUCUGCCAGUGUAUCACUGACUCCCCUAUAUCCAACAGCGCAACAUGACACAGACCAGCCACCAUCUGAUGCAGUUAUAUAACAGCCAUCCCUGCUCUCUUCAGAUUAAUUAAUUAACUGAGAAAGGCAGGAUCUGCCUGGAUUUUAGGAGCUCUGUAUGUGUGUUUAUGUGCUCACGCGCGUGUGUGUGUCUUCCUUCGCUGCACUGCGUGGAUCUCUUAACCCUGCAUUCACCCUGCUCCCUCAGCUGUCCUGGCUCAACCUCCUCUCAGCCUCCUCCGUCGUCGCCGGGAGGCGCGGGGCUGAAAAGCUGAUUAGCCACCUGUUGCAGCCCAGUGAAGACAGACAGGGAGAAUGGUGAAGCAUGGGGAAAACAUUUUAAUAGUGAACGUGAUAGUCCUUAUAGUGUAACCAAAUCACUUUGUGACUAGUUAAUUUUCUCAUAGAAAUAUCUGGAAAACAUGGGAUCUCUUCUUGGGAGGAUAUGAGGAGAGAAAUAGGAUGAGAGUGAAUGAUCUGGGAUGUUUUUUCGCCUAUUUUCUCCUUUCUCUGCAGUCUUUUCACUUCUCUGCAAGAGAAGAUUGUGAAUAUGUAGACAGGCUAUGUCCCCUUCUCUCUGGGCUCUAUAAGAGGCUAAGGCUGGGCUCCAGUCAUAAACAUGUUUUGUGUUUGGGCUGGGGCCCAGGGCUGGAGGGAGGCAGGUUGCAUGUGACUGAUCAUCCUCAGGGAAAUCUGAUCCAGUCUGAUUCCUUAAAGGUCCAAUGCAGAUAUUUUUAUAUCAAUAUCAAAUCAUUUCUGGCUAACAAUUAAGUACAUUACUGUGAUUGUUUUCAAUUAAAAUGGUCAAAAACAAACAAAAAUAGCUUCUUAGCAAAGAGCAAUUUCUCAAGCAAUUUAUCUAGGACUAUCUGGGAGUGGUCUGAGUGGGGAGGGGAAAACUGAAAACUAGCUGUUAUUGGCAGAGAGGUUUGUAACUCUCUUUCCAAUUGGUCUAUUAACUCAUUUACUGCCUGCCAGGCAGGCCAAAACUCCAUCCAACCAAAACAGGCAAAAAUUCCAGGCGUUCUUUUUCAAACAGCUCUUACACUAAAAGGGUAUUAUAACUUUUAACAUUUCACAGUACUAUUCCAACCUCAUUGUGUGGAAAUGUAUAUAAAGCACAGGAAAAUCAUAUUUUUGACUGCAUGCAACCUGCUCCGUCCCCCCCAAUUUCCCCCUUCCCCCCUCCACAUACACCCCAGCCUGGCCCUGCAGCACCCCACAGGAGCAGGGAUGCUAUUAGGUAGUCACACAGUCUGGGAACGUUGUAGCAAUGUAGUUAAAUGCCCCUUUAAAAGACAUGUAUCAGCAGAAGUGUGUUCUGUAGGCACACUGUGUUGGUUACAAUACUUACCCUUGGGGAAGAAGCUACCUUUCAGAGUUAUGCACCCCUGUUGGGCACAUGUUUAAUUUUCACAGUCAACUGUGUUUUCAGCUUGGUUAGGUAAGAGAGAAUAUGCAAGCUUGAUAGGACGAGAAUGUAUUAUGUUGUUCUGAGUCAUACAAAUUAGUAAUAUCAAAAUGCUGAGCACAGAAAGUGCUCCAAAGUGCUGGUCAACUGGAACAAAGCAUGAUGUUUGUGGCGCAAAAGGUUUUAACUAAUGUUUGAUUCCUUUUUCAUCCAGAGUUCCUAUCCAGUGUGGGAAGACUUCAGUGCCAAGGCCACUAAACUGCACUCCCAACUCAGGUGAGACCUUAAUUUCAUGUCCUAUCCCUCUUCAGUAGACUGGUAACUCUAAAUGUCUUGUGUUGACAUUCUGGACUAUUGCUGGUUUCUAGUCACUGUUGAUGUUGAAUGCUGAGUGCUGUUUCCUCCUCCUGUGUACAUGUAGGACCACAGUUCUGGCAGCAGUGGCAUUUCUAGAUGCCUUUCAGAAGGUGGCAGACAUGGCAACCAACUCAAGAGGUAAGGAGAAAGUAGAAGGAAGAAGGCCUUUUUUAAUAUCUUUGUUUCCUCUCCCUUGACUCAACCAUUCUGAAAACAUUGUAUAGGUGAAACUAAUAUCCUCAACUCCUACAGUGAUUUUGUUAUUGCUUUCACUUAUCUAGUGCUUUCACAUCAGUGUGGCUCAAAGGAAGGGGAUUGAAUGGGAUCUUACGCACGUACAAAUUCGGAAACAUAUUGUGGCGGUUUUGGAGCAGUGGCUUCUUCCUUGCUGAGCGGCCUUUCAGGUUAUGUCGAUAUAGGACUCGUUUUACUGUGGAUAUAGAUACUUUUGUACCGGUUUCCUCCAGCAUCUUCACAAGGUCCUUUGCUGUUGUUCUGGGAUUGAUUUGCACUUUUCGCACCAAAGUACAUUAAUCUCUAGGAGACAGAACGCGUCUCCUUCCUGAGCGGUAUGACGGCUGCGUGGUCCCAUGGUGUUUAUACUUGCGUACUAUUGUUUGUACAGAUGAACGUGGUACCUUCAGGCGUUUGGAAAUUGCUCCCAAGGAUGAACCAGAAGCUGUUUAAAGGCACAGUCAACUUAGUGUAUGUAAACUUCUGACCCACUGGAAUUGUGAAUUAUAAGUGACAUAAAGGCACUUAACCUUAAUUUGCUUCAGGGACGCCGUACUACUAUGGCUGACCCUGUAAAACAACACUUUUUACUGCACCUAUCCGGUGUACAGUCGUGGUCAAAAGUUUGGAGAAUGACACAAAUAUUAAUUUUCACAAAGUCUGCUGCCUCAGUUUUUAUGAUGGCAAUUUGCAUAUACUCCAGAAUGUUAUGAAGAGUGAUCAGAUGAAUUGCAAUUAAUUGCAAAGUCCCUCUUUGCCAUGAAAAUGAACUUAAUCCCCAAAAAACAUUUCCACUGCAUUUCAGCCCUGCCACAAUUGGACCAGCUGACAUCAUGUCAGUGAUUCUCUUGUUAACACAGGUGAGAGUGUUGAUGAGGACAAGGCUGGAGAUCACUCUGUCAUGCUGAUUGAGUUAGAAUAACAGACUGGAAGCUUUAAAAGGAGGGUGGUGCUUGAAAUGAUUGUUGUUGGUUAGCUGCAAGAAAACACGUGCCGUCAUCAUUGCUUUGCACAAAAAGGGCUUCACAGGCAAGGAUAUUGCUGCUAGUAAGAUUGCGCCUAAAUCAACCAUUUAUCGGAUCAUCAAGAACUUCAAGGAGAGAGGUUCAAUUGUUGUGAAGAAGGCUUCAGGGCACCCAAGAAAGUCCAGCAAGCGCCAGGACCGUCUCCUAAAUUUGAUUCAGCUGCGGGAUUGGGGCACCACCAGUGCAGAGCUUGCUCAGGAAUGGCAGCAGGCAGGUGUGAGUGCAUCUGCACGCACAGUGAGGCGAAGACUUUUGGAGGAUGGCCUGGUGUCAAGAAGGGCAGCGAGGAAGCCACUUCUCUCCAGGAAAAACAUCAGGGACAGACUGAUAUUCUGCAAAAGGUACAGGGAUUGGACUGCUGAGGACUGGGGUAAAGUCAUGUUCUCUGAUGAAUCCCCUUUCCGAUUGUUUGGGGCAUCCGGAAAAAAGCUUGUCCCGAGAAGACAAGGUGAGCGCUACCAUCAGUCCUGUGUCAUGCCAAAAGUAAAGCAUCCUGGGACCAUUCAUGUGUGGGGUUGCUUCUCAGCCAAGACAAUGGGCUCACUCACAAUUUUGCCUAAGAACACAGCCAUGAAGAAAGAAUGGUACCAACACAUCCUCCGAGAGCAACUUCUCCCAACCAUCCAAGAACAGUUUGCUGACGAAUAAUGCCUUUUCCAGCAUGAUGGAGCACCUUGCCAUAAGGCAAAAGUGAUAACUAAGUGGCUCGGGGAACGAAACAUCGAACUUUUUGGUCCAUGGCCAGGAAACUCCCCAGACCUUAAUCCCAUUGAGAACAUGUGGUCAAUCCUCAAGAGGCGGGUGGACAAACAAAAACCCACAUAUUCUGACAAACUCCAAGCAUUGAUUAUGCAAGAAUGGGCUGCCAUCAGUCAGGAUAUGGCCCAGAAGUUAAUUGACAGCAUGCCAGGGCGGAUUGCAGAGGUCUUGAAAAAUAAGGGUCAACACUGCAAAUAUUGACUCUUUGCAUAAACUUAAUGUAAUUAUCAAUAAAAGCCUUUGACACUUAUGGAAUGCUUGUAAUUAUACUUCAGUAUACCAUAGUAACAUCUGACAAAAAUAUCUAAAAACACUGAAGCAGCAAACUUUGUGAAGACCAAUACUUGUGUCGUUCUCAAAACUUUUGACCACGACUGUAUGUGCCAAUAAAUUAUAUUACUGCCUUCGGGAAACACGAAUACAAGCCGGUGCGAAUGACCAGUGCACACUGGUGUUGUAUAGAGGUGCCUGCCGACCUGCUUCCCACUGGGCAGCUGUAUCAUGGUCUCGCCAGUGAUAGUUAACGUGGCCAAAUGUUUUCCUCCCAAUUUUCUUUUAAUUCCAAGUAGUAGAACAGCCUUCAUGUCAAAUCGUAUAAUAUUGGUAACCAUCUGGAUGCAUGUCACCAGGACACAGAUUCAAUGGGGAGAGCAUGGACAGCAAGUAGGUGUUUCACGACACCGGUACACACUGUCCUUCGCCUUGCCUGCCGAGCUCUGCUCUCCCGCAGUUCUGUUAACGUUACGACAAGGGAAGUAUCUGGCAGCUGGCUAGCUAGCUAGCUAAUGUAGCCAACCCAACUCUUGUGUGGCACUACUUGGUGGGCGCGGUGUGUUGUCGUUCGUCACUACACGAAUAUCCCCUCUUGCCACACCCCCUAGUCUGCGGUCUGCAGAUAGACCCUACUCCAAGUUUUGGUGACCUGUUUUGGCUCGUGAGCGCUACUUUUAAAACUAAUGGGUGAAAUUAUACAAAACCUUUAACGUAUCUUUAAGACUAUCGGGAAGCACUGUAUCUGCUAUCUGCAGUAUACCGGCUCUAUGGUCAUGUCCAGAUUCAGUCCUGUAUCUUACUUUAAGAUCUGAAAUGAUGGGUGAAUCUGCAUGGAAACAACCCACUAAAGUGUAAAGCUGAGCUUAUUGUAUGUAGGGCUGGUUAUGAGGUCGUGUUUUGAUCUGCUUUGUCACUGUAUGGAGCGGCAGACAGAUCCGAUGUAGGACAAUGAUUAAAACAGAUUUCCACCCAGUUGAUCAUCGAGAGCAGUAUUUAGGUCAAAAACCUACACACACAGACAUAUGCACGCACACACACAACAGCUGGUGCUCAGCCACCUGACCUUAGACCUCAUGGUGACACACACACACACGAAGCAGUCGGUAGAAUCUUGUAGUCUACUAUGUAUACUUUACAUGUGUACCAUCCUAUAGAGAAUAAUCUAUACCUCCACAUAACCACCUCUGAGUCUGUAUAGUCUGCACAGCCAAUCCACUGUUCUAUAGUCGCCCAUUCAUUACAAAUGAACUGAUGAAUAGGGUAACAUGUUAUUUGGAUAGUCCAUUUGUAUAUGUCAACAGCAUCGUCUAAUGAUAGUUUACUGACCAUCUACAGAUAGGACUAUCCAAAUAAAGUGUUAUCACGAAUAGGGAUACGCCAGCUAACAGCCAAAUGUGACUGCAUCACUGAUGAGGCUGCAUCACUAAACCUAAAGUGAGGUCAGAUGCUGUAACAGUGGGCCGCCAGGUGUGAUGAGGCUGGCCGAUGGCCUACACAUAAGAAGGUCCAAUAUGUCAGUCAUCCUCACAGCAUGGGAGCUCUCAGAAGGGCUGGAUAUUGGCAACAUCAACCUAUUCUCACUAGUCAUACAGUGAGGGAAAAAAGUAUUUGAUCCCCUGCUGAUUUUGUAAGUUUGCCCACUGACAAAGAAAUGAUCAGUCUAUAAUUUUAAUGGUAUGUUUAUUUGAACAGUGAGAGACAGAAUAACAACAAAAAAAUCCAGAAAAACGCAUGUAAAAAUUUUUAUAAAUUAAUUUGCAUUUUAAUGAGGGAAAUAAGUAUUUGACCCCCUCUCAAUCAGAAAGAUUUCUGGCUCCCAGGUGCCUUUUAUACAGGUAACGAGCUGAGAUUAGGAGCACACUCUUAAAGGGAGUGCUCCUAAUCUCAGCUUGUUACCUGUAUAAAAGACACCUGUCCACAGAAGCAAUCAAUCAAUCAGAUUCCAAACUCUCCACCAUGGUCAACACCAAAGAGCUCUCCAAGGAUGUCAGGGACAAGAUUGUAGACCUACACAAGGCUGGAAUGGGCUACAAGACCAUCGCCAAACAGCUUGGUGAUAAGAUGACAACAGUUGGUGCGAUUAUUCGCAAAUGGAAGAAACACAAAAGAACUGUCAAUCUCCCUCGGCCUGGGGCUCCAUGCAAGAUCUCACCUCGUGGAGUUGCAAUGAUCAUGAGAACGGUGAGGAAUCAGCCCAGAACUACACGGGAGGAUCUUGUCAAUGAUCUCAAGGCAGCUGGGACCAUAGUCACCAAGAAAACUAUUGGUAACACACUAUGCCGUGAAGGACUGAAAUCCUGCAGCGCAUAUACAGGCCCGUCUGAAGUUUGCCAAUGAACAUUGAAUGAUUCAGAGGAGAACUGGGUGAAAGUGUGUGGUCAGAUGAGACCAAAAUCGAGCUCUUUGGCAUCAACUCAACUCGCCGUGUUUGGAGGAGGAGGAAUGCUGCCUAUGACCCGAAGAACACCAUCCCCACCGUCAAACAUGGAGGUGGAAACAUUAUGCUUUGGGGGUGUUUUUCUGCUAAGGGGACAGGACAACUUCACCGCAUCAAAGGGACGAUGGACGGGGCCAUGUACCAUCAAAUCCUGGUUGAGAACCUCCUUCCCUCAGCCAGGGCAUUGAAAAUGGGUCGUGGAUGGGUAUUCCAGCAUGACAAUGACCCAAAACACACGGCCAAGGCAACAAAGGAGUGGCUCAAGAAGAAGCACAUUAAGGUCCAGGAGUGGCCUAGCCAGUCUCCAGACCUUAGUCCCAUAGAAAAUCUGUGGAGUGAGCUGAAGGUUUGAGUUGCCAAACAUCAGGCUCGAAACCUUAAUGACUUGGAGAAAAUCUGCAAAGAGGAGUGGGACAAAAUCCCUCCUGAGAUGUGUGCAAACCUGGUGGCCAACUACAAGAAACGUCUGACCUCUGAUUGCCAAAAAGGGUUUUGCCACCAAGUACUAAAUCAUGUUUUGCAGAGGGGUCAAAUACUUAUUUCCCUCAUUAAAAUGCAAAUCAAUUUAUAAAAUUUUUGACAUGCAUUUUUCUGGAUUUUUUUGUUGUUAUUCUGUCUCUCACUGUUCACAUAAACCUGCCAUUAAAAUUAUAGACUGAUCAUGACAAAAUCAGCAGGGGAUAAAUACUUUUUUCCCUCACUGUAUAUAUAUAUAUAUAUAUAUAUAUAUAUAUAUAUAUAUAGAGAGAGAGAGAGAGAGAGAGAGAGAGAGAGAGAUCACGGGUAGAAAUACACUGGGGAAAAUGGGCGACACCUGGAGGGAGGUGGAGACAAUCACAAAGACAGGUGACACAGAUCAGGGUGUGACAGAUUAUGUAAAUCUCUGUCACUCAUACGCCCACUCACAAUCCUACCCCAUCACUCUCCCAGUGACAUUAGCUUUAGGAUUAAAGACAGACAUCAUCGCAUCCAGGGCAGCAACAUCCGAAUGAUGCAAAUGCACACAGUAUGGAGAGAGAUGUUCUAAAACUAAUUAUUAAAGAAGAAUUGGCUCCAUUGCACCAUGGAAGCACAAUCAAGCCCAGAUAAAAUAUUUGAAAUGAUUUCAAAUAAUAUUUAAACCCAAGUCUGCGGAAGACACACAGCAUCCCAGGUUAUAAACCGUAAACAGGAUUAACUGAUGCCUGUGUCUAUGUAAAGAAGAUGGAGAUUCUGAAUGUUCUAAUCUGAAUCAUUAGCGAUUUGUCAGUGACACCAAUUCCAUUCCGUUUGUCCACUGGGAGCCCUUUGGUGCUCAGUGCCAGUCAGUGGACUCUACAACCGCAGCCAUUAAUUUGGCAGGAGGAAUGUCGAUAUUUAUUGUAACCGGCUGGUGCUGGAGAACGAUGACCCCUGAACUCUCACUACAGGCUGGAUAGUGUGAAGUGGUUUGGGCCAUUUCACCUCCCUGGUUUGUGGUACAACCGGGUUCGCUGGGAUCUCUACAAGUGUUUAAAUAGCUGGUUCAAGUGAGGGAGAUAAAGAUAGAGUAGAUGUUAAUUUACAGCAUCAAUAGUGUUAUUACAUUGUUGUAGAGAGAGACAGAGAGAGGAAGAGAGAGUGUGUAUGUAUAUUAGUCUUUGUGUGUGCGUUAAGUAGUCUAUGUGUGUGUCUUUAUGUGUCUGUGUAUGUGUGUUUAUUAGUCUGUGUGUGUGUCUUUAUGUGUCUGUGUGUGUGUUUUAUUAGUCUGUGUGUGUGUCUGUGUGUGUCCGUGUAGGGGUUAUUGUGCUAUAGGGGUCUGAUCUGUGCCCUGACUCCCUCUCAGCAUCAAGGGACGGACCACAGCUGCUGGCACAGCUGGAGAUUUCAUCUCGUUCUUCCCAUUUAAUCUAGCCCCCGACACACUCACCCCAUCACCCCAUUAACUCACCACCCAUCUCACACACUUACCCCAUCGCCCCAUUAACUUCUACCUCUCAUUCUGCACUCAACCCAAACAUCCACCUGUCCUGUCACUGUUCUCCCACUCACAAGUUGAGAGAGGGAAUGAGAGGAGAGCAAAGCAGGAGGAGAGGAAGUACUGCUGUGGAAAUGGACACUGGGUAUUAUUGGGAAAUGGUCGAACUCAGCCUAGCAUCUGUCUUCAAGUUCCUCCUUAACCGCACAGUCUAUUUGCUGAUUGUGUUAAAUAGUUGUUUUCUCCUAAAGAGGCAAACGUAACAUAAUGUAAAUGGAAGAUGUUUCCUCACUCUUUUUGCUAUUUGACUCGGUUUAUGCUUGAAGUCCUGCUGUGUGUGUGUCUUCAGUGGAGGCCUUUGCCUUUGGAUGGGUGGUUGGGACUUCAGACAAGGAUGUGGAAGUGUGUGUUGGAUAAUAUUUCUUCAUUCAAGUUUCAGGCUGAUGUGUAAGGCCUGUUACUGCCCAGUGAGUUAGUAGGUAGGAUAGGGGGGGGGAGUAAAGCUAUCAGGUUUUAGGGUGGGUGAGUUGGUCCUCUAUAUUUUGAUGAGGCUGAAGGGGGUCUUCACACUGGGUGAGGAUGGGGGGAGUUACUAUAGGCCCCCAAUCCCCCAUAUUUGGAUAAGAGAGGGUAUGUUCUCCAAAUUUGGGUAAGUGAGGGAGCAGGGGUAUGUAAGUGGCAGUGGAUGAGGUUGGAUGGAAUGGGGGAUGUGUUGGGAUUUUCACAGCUCUCUGUAGCCAGGAGAGAGAGAGGCAUAGAGUUAAUCCUCUUCUAGCUUCACUCCAACACACAUAACAGACUCACUCACUCACUCACACACACACACACACACACUGGGGGGGUGGGGGGAUGUUGUAGUAGAUCAGUGUGUCAGUGAGGCAGUAAUCCUGCUUGGCCGCUGUGCUUCUCUGGUUUGGCAGAUGGCACGGAUAUCCCUGUCCGCCAUCUGGACAGCCUGGUAUGGGUGUGUGAGAUACAGCCCUGCCCCGCGCCACACAGUACAGCCCUGGAGAUUACUGUCAGCUCCACCAUCAUAGCAGCGGAGCUAUUUAUAUGA